This is a messenger RNA of Insectozyma verbasci, 1152 nucleotides long. Lineage: Eukaryota; Fungi; Ascomycota; Pichiomycetes; Serinales; Debaryomycetaceae. The record is from the annotation of a GenBank genome assembly.
AUGGUUUUUAACAGGUUUAAAUUAGAUUUUGGUAAAUUUAAAAUAGAUAUCAAAUUGCUUGGAGAUAUUUUUAUAUUAGCUGGUGCUGGUUUAUCGGUUUAUUAUAUACUAAAUACAAUUAUAAAUGAUUAUUUAGAUCAAUCAAUUAAAAAUAGUUCUUCAAAAGAUUCAGAUAAGAAAAUAAAAACAGUAUUGAAAAAAUUACAAAUUGCAAAUCCAAGUCUCAAGAAAUUAGAUUUUAAUCAAUAUGAAAAAAAUUUACUCAGUUCAUUAGUUACUCCCGAUGAAAUAAAUAUUACAUUUGAAGAUAUAGGUGGAUUACAAAAUAUAAUUGAUGAAAUUAGAGAGGCUGUUAUAUUACCAUUAACUAAACCUGAAAUAUUUUCAGUCCAUUCAAAUUUAAUACAAUCUCCAAAAGGUGUUUUAUUUUAUGGACCACCAGGUUGUGGUAAAACAAUGCUUGCAAAAGCAAUUGCGAAAGAAAGUGGGGCAUUCUUCUUAUCAAUUAGAAUGUCAACUAUAAUGGAUAAAUGGUAUGGUGAAUCAAAUAAAAUAACAGAUGCUAUUUUUUCUUUAGCUAACAAGUUACAACCAUGUAUUGUAUUUAUAGAUGAAAUUGAUUCAUUUUUAAGAGAUCGAAGUUCAACUGAUCAUGAAGUAAGUGCAAUGUUAAAAGCUGAAUUUAUGACAUUAUGGGAUGGAUUAAAAUCAAAUGGUCAAAUUAUGAUAUUAGGUGCGACAAAUAGGAAAAAUGAUAUUGAUGAAGCAUUUUUAAGAAGAAUGCCAAAGACAUUCCCAAUUGGUAAACCAAAUUAUGAACAAAGAAAACAAAUAUUAUCAAAAAUACUUAAUGAUGCAAAAUUGGAUCAAGAUGAAUUUAAUUUAAAUUAUAUUGUUGAAAUUACAAAAGAUUAUUCUGGUUCUGAUUUAAGAGAAUUAUGUAGAGAAGCUGCAAUAAUACCUGUUAGAGAAUAUAUUAAAGAAAAUUAUAAUUAUAAAAGUGGUAAAUUGAAAAAAGACGAUGAUGAUGAUGAUGAUGAUAAUGAUGAUGAUGAUGAAUUACCAGUUAGAUCAUUAAGAACAUCAGAUUUUGUGAAAUUAAUAUCAAAUAAUAUAAAUGUUAAUAGUAUACCAAGUAUAGCAUUAGAUUGA